Molecule: messenger RNA, 3345 nt
Organism: Gopherus evgoodei (Goodes thornscrub tortoise)
Lineage: Eukaryota; Metazoa; Chordata; Testudines; Testudinidae
Gene: SPRED1
Product: sprouty related EVH1 domain containing 1
Exons: 6
Coding region: 908-2149 (413 amino acids)
Biological process (GO): negative regulation of MAPK cascade; multicellular organism development
Cellular component (GO): membrane
Molecular function (GO): protein kinase binding
Source: RefSeq, a predicted model, not a curated record
GGCCGUGGGAGGGGGGCCCGAGGGGAUUAUUUUCUCUGCAGCCCCCCUCUCCCCUGGUUAGUUGGAAUCAAGCUGUGGAGGCGGAAGGAGCCUGAAGUCAACGCUUCCGCCCAGUUUUCCUGCGAGGAGGCGGUAGGAAGAGAGCGCGGGGCUACGGCUAAUGGAGUUGGUGCUGCUGGGGACGGAGCGCGGCUGCUGAACUUAUCGCCGGCUCCGGCUGGGGGCUUCUGCCUUCCGCCCCCCCGCGGGACGCCCGCUGGCUCCUUCCCCCCAUUCCCCCUCUCCUCGCACAAACAGCCGUGACGCAUCCCGCCGCCCCAUCCCCCCCCCGGCUGCCUCACAGCGCCUCCCCGCUCCACCCCCAUCCCCCGGCUUCUUCCCUGCUUGGGGCUGUUGCUCGCUAGGGAGGGGUGGGUGAUUUGCCCCCCGCCCCUUCCUUCCCCCUCGGAUCGCAGCCGCUGUUGUUCGGAGGAAUUUCUGCCGCGGCGGCUCCCCUCCCUGCUGCCCCGGGGCGCGCUGCGAGGGGAGAGCGCGCUCGGCGAGGAGGAGGGCACUGAAGGUAGCUGCAUCGGGACAUGAGCUGCAGCAGGAGGACGGCGGCGUGGAGUUCACUGCAGCUAGGAACCUUCCUCUUCCACCAGCGCCAGCCUGUUCCCGUUAAAGACCAGAGGGGCUGCGGCUACCAGCCUCGCUGAGGCAGGGGGCUGCGCUCCAGCGCCGGACAGCAAAGUCCUUGCGGCUCUCGGAUAAAAAGCUCGCCCCCUGCCCCUGCAGCCUUGAGAGCGAUUCUCGUUGAGGAGGCAGAGCUGGGGGUUAACAAUGGUGAGGUUUCUGGUGAGUUCCUGCUGCGCCCUGGCUGCGUCGGUGCUGCUGCUCCAUCUCGCUGUCGGAUCACGGUGAGGAGAAAAUGAGCGAAGAGACGGCGACUUCUAACAACGAUAAUAGUUAUGCAAGAGUGCGAGCUGUGGUGAUGACCCGGGAUGACUCAAGUGGUGGAUGGUUACCACUUGGAGGGGGUGGACUAAGCUGUGUUACAGUCUUCAAAGCCAUUCAUCAAGAAGAGAACAGUUGUGCUGAUUUUCUUAUCCAUGGAGAACGACUCAGGGAUAAAACGGUGGUUUUGGAAUGUAGGUUAAAGAAGGACCUCAUUUACAACAAAGUUACCCCAACUUUUCACCACUGGAAGAUUGAUGACAAGAAGUUUGGCCUUACAUUUCAGAGUCCUGCUGAUGCACGAGCAUUUGACAGAGGUAUCCGUAGAGCUGUAGAAGAUAUCUCUCAAGGUUGUCCAUCAUUGCACAGUGAUGCUGAAGUGGCUGAAGAUGGCUUUCAAGCAAUUCAAGAAGAUACUUCCAGUUCAUUAAAAGAUCAGCUUUUCCAACAUGAAACUGUAUUAACCAGUGAACCUUAUAAAAGUCCAAAUAUAAGGCCCUCAACGUUUGAGGAAUUGAACUCUAGAAGAGCCUACUUUCCCAGCCAACCCAAUCAGGUCCCAUUGAAAUCAAUCAGACACGUCAGCUUUCAGGAUGAAGAGGAAAUUGUUAGAAUAAAUCCUCGUGAUAUUUUAAUACGUCGUUAUGCAGACUACAGACAUCCUGACAUGUGGAAAAAUGAUCUGGAGAGGGAUGAGACGGACUCCAAUAUACAGUUUUCUAAGUCCGACAAUAAAAAAUCGGACUAUCUAUAUCCAUGUGUGGAUGGGACUAAGCUGAAUUCACUAAAAGACCCGAAGAGUUCUGUGGUAUUUAAAACACAGCCUUCCUCGUUAAAAUUUAAAAAGUCAAAAAGAAGGAAAGAGGAUGGUGAGCGUUCUCGCUGUAUAUACUGCCAGGAGAGAUUUAAUCAUGAAGAGAAUGGCAGGGGAAAAUGUCAGGAUGCUCCAGAUCCUAUUAAAAGAUGCAUAUACCAAGUUAGUUGCAUGCUUUGUGCAGAAAGCAUGCUAUAUCACUGCAUGUCAGAUUCUGAAGGAGAUUUCUCUGACCCCUGCUCGUGUGACACUAGUGAUGACAAGUUCUGCUUACGAUGGUUAGCCCUGAUAGCUUUGUCAUUCAUUGCCCCAUGUAUGUGCUGCUACCUCCCCUUGAGAGCAUGCCAUCACUGUGGUGAGGUGUGUGGGUGCUGUGGAGGAAAGCAUAAAGCUGCUGGAUGAACAGUCUAGUGCCAAACAGAGCUGAAAAUCUUUGUUUCCAGGAAGCAUCUAUCUUGGAUUUGUGGAAGCUUUUGGCAAGCAGAAGGAAAUCUUAUCUCGUGUAAGAGAAGCCUGAUGUGGAAGAAGCAGCGAGACUUGUCAGACCUUAGCAUUUUACAAAUGCUAGCUGCCAUGCCUAACUAUUUCCUUUCAGUGCAUGGUGUUUCAUUGCAAGUUGUGAAGGAGUUUGGAAAAGGAAGCCUUUUCUUAUUAUUGGCUAUAAAAUGAGUAUAUAAACUGCAGUUAUACUAAAAGGGAUUAACUUUUGCCAUUUUGUACAUUCAUGGUUUAGGUGUUGGGGCUCUUAAAAGAAUUACAAAUUAUUUGAGAGGAAAUUAAAAGUGCACUAAUGACAGCUGAUUUAAGACUAAGAAAAGUUAAUACUUGGCAAAUCAGAAAUGAAACUGAUUUAAGUGCAACUAAAUCACUUAUUAAUAGAUUUUUGGAAGCAACUUUAUAUAUAAAUAACAAAUGUUUAUAUUUAACUAAAUGUGUAAGGUACGAAUUAUUACAUAUUAAACUUUCCUUCCCCCUUCCAGUUAUAUAGUAGGUGUGAAUCAUAUCUACAAUCACAUUCCAUGAUAGUAUUUUAAAUAUUUAAUUAGUUUAUUUAGUAGCAUUUCUAUUCCAGAUGGACAAAUUGGUAUUUUCAGUCCUAUUUCCCGUCAGCUACAGUUUGUAUUGAGUUGUAUCCAUGCAUUCUGGUAAUCUCUAAAAACCUUUUAAAAUAUUAAUUAUUAUAGUCUUGAGUGACCAAUAUUUUUUUUGUUAAGCACAGAUGUAAUUGUCUAAAAUGUUCUAAUAAGAACACAUUUAUUUUUCUAUAUAAAUGACUUUGGUUUCAAUAAUAUAGCAAAAAGGAAGUUGUUUUCUGUUACUCAACCAGCAAGUUGUUUUCUUUUGGGGUGUCUUCCAAAAAAGAUUUUACUGUAUUUACAAAUGUUCAGCAAAGCAAAAGGUCCAAUAAGGGAGUUGCAAUGGUAUCUCAACAGUGUUCUCAGUUUAUCCUUCUGCUAAGAUUAUGUUCAACUGUUUAUCAAGUACGAUGAUUAAACUGAAAGAUUAAUAAUUAACAAACAUUGAAAUUGUUUUAUUAUUUUUAAUUGUAGCAUCUUUUUUAUUUAAACUGGCAAGAAUAAAAUUAUUCUGUUUAAAAA